Molecule: messenger RNA, 3022 nt
Organism: Sceloporus undulatus (fence lizard)
Lineage: Eukaryota; Metazoa; Chordata; Lepidosauria; Squamata; Phrynosomatidae
Gene: PAX3
Product: paired box 3
Exons: 9
Coding region: 106-1560 (484 amino acids)
Biological process (GO): regulation of transcription by RNA polymerase II; anatomical structure development
Molecular function (GO): DNA-binding transcription factor activity, RNA polymerase II-specific; RNA polymerase II cis-regulatory region sequence-specific DNA binding
Source: RefSeq, a predicted model, not a curated record
CUUCUUCCUUCUUCCUUUCUUCUUCCACCACCACCACCACUACUUCUUCUUCUUCUCACUACCUGGAUAUAAUCGCGCUUAAGAAAAAGCCAAGCUGCGUCCGAAAUGACAACUCUGGGUGGAGCUGUCCCAAGGAUGAUGCGACCAGCUCCCGGACAGAAUUAUCCUCGCAGUGGGUUCCCAUUAGAAGUGUCGACUCCUCUGGGCCAAGGCCGGGUCAACCAGCUCGGGGGCGUCUUCAUCAACGGCCGCCCUCUUCCCAACCACAUCCGCCACAAGAUCGUGGAGAUGGCCCACCACGGCAUCCGGCCCUGUGUCAUCUCCCGCCAGCUCCGGGUCUCCCACGGCUGCGUCUCCAAGAUCCUCUGCAGGUACCAGGAGACCGGCUCCAUCCGACCGGGGGCCAUCGGAGGCAGUAAGCCCAAGCAGGUGACGACGCCGGAUGUCGAGAAGAAAAUCGAGGAAUAUAAGCGCGAGAACGCCGGCAUGUUUAGCUGGGAGAUUCGGGACAAACUGCUCAAGGACGGCGUCUGUGACCGAAACACCGUGCCUUCAGUGAGUUCCAUCAGCCGCAUUUUGAGAAGUAAAUUUGGGAAAGGAGAAGAAGAAGAAGCCGAGCUGGAGAGGAAAGAAGUGGAGGAAAGCGAGAAAAAGGCCAAGCACAGCAUCGACGGCAUCCUCAGCGAGCGAGCAUCAGCUCCACAGUCAGAUGAAGGUUCUGAUAUAGAUUCUGAGCCAGAUUUGCCAUUAAAGCGAAAGCAGCGUCGUAGCAGAACAACCUUUACAGCUGAACAAUUAGAAGAGCUGGAGAGAGCUUUCGAGAGGACCCAUUACCCUGAUAUUUACACUCGGGAGGAGCUUGCACAAAGAGCUAAACUCACUGAAGCUCGGGUUCAGGUCUGGUUUAGUAAUCGUCGAGCUAGAUGGAGGAAGCAAGCUGGGGCGAAUCAACUGAUGGCUUUCAAUCACUUAAUCCCAGGCGGAUUUCCACCAACUGCUAUGCCAACGCUGCCAACAUACCAGCUAUCAGAAUCCUCUUACCAACCCACUUCUAUUCCACAAGCUGUAUCAGAUCCAAGCAGUACAGUUCACAGACCUCAGCCUCUUCCACCAAGCACUGUACACCAAAGCAGCCUGCCUUCAAACCCAGAGAGCAGUUCUGCGUACUGCCUCCCGAGCACAAGGCAUGGAUUCUCCAGCUAUACAGACAGCUUUGUGCCUCCGUCUGGGCCCUCCAAUCCUAUGAACCCUGCCAUUGGCAAUGGCCUUUCACCUCAGGUAAUGGGCCUCUUAACUAAUCAUGGUGGUGUACCUCACCAACCCCAAACUGACUAUGCUUUGUCACCAUUAACUGGGGGGUUGGAACCAACGACUACAGUAUCAGCUAGCUGCAGUCAAAGACUAGAUCACAUGAAAAGUUUAGACAGCCUGCCUACUUCCCAGUCAUACUGCCCACCAACAUACAGCACCACUGGUUAUAGUAUGGACCCUGUCACAGGAUACCAGUAUGGACAAUAUGGACAAAGUGCCUUUCAUUAUCUGAAGCCAGAUAUUGCAUAAAUGAACUGUCCACUUCAAGUUAAAGCCAGUCUCGUUCCUGGUCUUGCUCCAAUGUUUGGAAUGGAGUGAUCUUCUCACCAAAAUGCAUCCCAGAAUGAAGUGAUCAUAUUAGAGAUAACAGGACUGUUAUGUUCUUUACCCCCAGACAAUGCUUUCACUUGGACAUGCUGGGUAAAGCAGCUCAGAAGACAAAGACCAUGAGCAAUAACAUAGAUAAAAUGCAACACGGUUCAGCAUUGAUUUUUCCCCCCUUUCUUUUUUCAAAAAAGGACAGAGUGUUUCAAACUGCCAGGCUGAAGUAAGCAUUCCAUUUUUAGGCUGAUGAAGAGGCGUGGAUUGAUUUAGACAUCAUGUUUUAAAAUAUGGCAACUGAAUGUUGCAAACUCAAAACCUUGUUGACAUUCUGUGCUAACUUUUAACCCUGCUUGGUUUUGCAAAAGCAUGGGCAGGAAAACAUUGUUUUACACACUGGAAACUGACCUCUAAAGGAAAUGUUAAGGUCUUUAGGAAGCUAGACUAGAUGUUUGAAGACUUCCAGAAAUAAGUUAUUGAUUAUCUUUUUGGUCUUUGUAAUCCUAUUGUUGAUAAAUGUCACAUGCAAGGUUAUUUCCCCCCCUUCAUUACAGCAAUUGAGAUAUAUAGUGUAAAAUGAAGAAAUGUUUUGCAAGAUUGUUUGUGUGUGAAGUUUUCCUAUUCCUAUUCCAAUUCCAGUUACCUCCUGGAAGAAACAAGCAAAAAGAAAAAAAAAUACAGGAUAUCUUUGAUUUCUAUGACUGCUUAACAAUGUGCAAUAUGACGUACCUCACCAAGCUUUGGUAACAUCCAAAGCGUUAUAUAUAGAUUCAAAAUUAUAUUUUUCCAGGUACUUUUAUUUUUACAGUACAUAAUUCACUCGUUUAAUAUGCUGAGGUGUUACAUUCUCUCCAGUUUAUUAGAUGAUCUCCAGUUCAUUAGUUCAACAUUUGGGGAAGAUAAUAUACUUUAAAACGCUCAUGUUUACAUUCUUUUUAGAAAAAUGCAGGGCAUAAAUCACUAUGGCCCUGUUAUUAUCAUGUAAUUUUAAAUUAUACAGUGACAUCCCAUCUAUAAAAAAACCCCCAAUGGAAACCAAGGUUUACAUACAUUUUAUGUUGUGACAUUUUCAAAUGUCAAUAAAUUUGUGUUUUGAAAUGUUAGGAGGAACAUGAAGAUGGCAGGCAGUGUUAUUUAUUUUUCUUUAUUCUUGGAACCAUGAGUGAGGUAGGGCACAAACACAUUCCUUUUAGCCUUCAACUCAGUGAACGUAGCAAAAUAGUAAGACUAGGUUAUAGUACAGAGAUGAGUUCACUCAUUGAUCUUAAAAGGUGAUGGAGCAAAAGAAAUACUAUCUUUCUGUUAUGACCUCCACCAACAACAUGAGUGUUGUAAAAAUAAAGUCUCAUAUUAAAGAAAUGCAGUAAAUAUUUACUAUUUAUAAUGAAUA